This is a messenger RNA of Branchiostoma floridae (Florida lancelet), 2248 nucleotides long. Its product is annotated as ras-like protein rasG. The coding region runs from base 521 to 1270 and encodes 249 amino acids. The transcript is spliced from 4 exons. The record is from RefSeq and is a predicted model, not a curated record. Gene Ontology annotation, molecular function: GTPase activity; GTP binding. Lineage: Eukaryota; Metazoa; Chordata; Leptocardii; Amphioxiformes; Branchiostomatidae.
CAAACACAGUUUUAACAUUACGCCGACAAGAAAAGCUUUCGUCCAUAGAUAACAAAAGUACGGAUACUUCAACGCCAUGACGGCAGGUGUCCCCGCCCCCUCCCCCGAAUCUUUAGGAGUGCACAGAACAGACGGGAUAUUGUUUCUCACUCAGACCUUUCAGUUCCCGCUUAGAGGGGUCAGGGUUUACCUAACCCUGUUAGAGCUAACCGACUCUGCUUUCGUACCCCCAUUCGCCCGCCGGAAAUUCCUCGCAUUGUGUCGUACAAUAAUGCUUCGCAGGUGACUUGGUCGAGCCAACAAAGGCCCUCGCGCUCGCUCAAGUUUUGUUUGGCCGUGAAACAAGGCACAUGCUUGCGAGCUGACGGCGGCUUCCAUUUAGACCACUGCAACCCUACACUCCCCACUCCUCGUCCUUGCCCUCUAUGUAAACACUGUCGCCCAGUUCUAUAGUAUAAACGCUGGUGGCACUCGCUCUUUGCUUUCAGACCAGACCAGACUGUACUACAGUGCUGUAGUCAUGAAGAGCGAAGGGAAGAAAACAGAGCUUCCAACCUACAGACUAGUGCUUCUUGGAGACGCUGGGGUCGGAAAAUCCGCGAUCACAGUACGAUACUUGUGUGGAAGAUUCCUGCACGAGUACGACCCUACGUUAGAGGAUUGCUAUGAGAAGGAGGAAACGAUAGAUGAUCAUAGUAUGAAGAUACAGAUAUUCGACACAGCAGGACAGGAUGGGACAUCUUCUACCGGAAAGGGUUACCUUGACGACGCUCACGGAAUAGUCUACGUCUAUGACAUCACCGAGCAGUCGUCGUUUGACGUCGCCUCACAAUUCAGGGCUCACUUGACCGAGAUAAAAUCCAGUCUCCCCGUCCUGUUCAUCGGAAACAAGGUCGACUUGUCACAUUUGCGACAGGUCACUACGUCCGACGCGGAGGCGUUUGCAAAGCAGCAUGGGUGGAAGUUCGUGGAGGUCUCGGCUGCUGUGGACACCGAGUCCGUCCGAGAGGCCUUCCAUGAUCUCGUGAGAAUAAUCCGCGUGAAAGAACGAGAGCAGGGAGACAAGCCCAAGAAGAAGAUGUUGAGAAGACGAUCGACGUCGAAUUUCUUCGGACUGGGAGGUGGCGACAAGGAGAAAGCUGAAAGGAGGGAUUCAGGGGGGAAGAAGGAAGUCCCAAAAGGGAAGCAGUUGAGAAAAAGAUCAACCUUCUUAGACAUGAGAGACUUCCUUAAAGGACUUCGGGUGGUGCAUCCUAAAGAAGAUGUCUAGACACAAACACAAGUAAAAAGAUGCGCAAAAGAAGUCAAAGUGAACCAUGUACAAAUACUUGAGAACCUCCCUUCAGGACUAAGAAUCCAAAAAGAACAAAAAGACACGAGAUACAAUAUGCAAUCUUCAGAAACAGACUGACACUAAGUUUCUGAAUAUAUAACUGUACAUACGAACACCGGAAAUUCUCGACAAGAAUUUGGUCUUGUCCUUAUAUUUCAUUCCGAAUCGGUGCGUGGUUGAGAACUGAGUACACAAACGUUCAGACAAAAUGACACUGUCUUUUAAAAGAGGACUGGAUCGGACUUUGCGUUGCAUAUGUUCGUCUGUGGUGAUUGGAGGCAAAAACACCAUGUACCAGCGACAGCUAGCGGCUAUUGGUAUCUCUGCAGUCUCCCUUAACAGGUUCAAUACUACAGAUGUAUGCCAUUAAACGACUGUUGUAAAUGUUAUUUAAAGACUUUUAUAUUCACUUGAUAAAAGUCUUGUUACUUUUACUAAAUAUACAAUUACGGUAAUGUCAAUGGGCAAUUUUGUACUUUAUAUCUGUAUCAUAUUGUACCGUACUGUAUAGCAUAGCAUUGCUUUGUAUUAUCACAACGUCGAAUUAAGGAAUCAAUAUAUACAUUUGUCAAGGUGAAAAUUAUAAAUUGUAAGAAAGACAAAUUGCACUGUUAAUACUUUAGUGGAUGGCAUAAUCAGUGGACUACUAUAUCAGAAAAACGUAAUUGCAAAGUUUUGCUAUUUCUAGGUAAUAAAGCAAAAUAACCAGGCAUCUUUAUUUCUUUGAUAAAAUUAUCAAAAGGUCAAAAUGACCAGUUCUUUAAUGUACAGGUAAGUAUAAACAGGGUACAGAGCGAAGCAUGUAUAUUUUGCUAAUGCGUAUCGUCGUAUUUCAAUUAUUCUGUAAAACUAUUAAAAUAUCAGCGAGUAAAAUUCAUUUGUUGCAAGGAUGAAAUAAAACAACUUGAUACUCAA